This is a messenger RNA of Oncorhynchus keta (chum salmon), 3454 nucleotides long. RefSeq names its product histamine receptor H1 (gene hrh1). The transcript is spliced from 4 exons. NCBI's taxonomy places the organism in Eukaryota, Metazoa, Chordata, Actinopteri, Salmoniformes, Salmonidae. Gene Ontology annotation, biological process: adenylate cyclase-activating adrenergic receptor signaling pathway. Bases 1511 to 3154 code for a protein of 547 amino acids. The record is from RefSeq and is a predicted model, not a curated record. Gene Ontology annotation, cellular component: plasma membrane. Gene Ontology annotation, molecular function: G protein-coupled acetylcholine receptor activity.
GAUAGGGUUGCUUCCUGGUUGGAGCUAGGGUUGCUUCCUGGUUGGUGAUAGGGUUGCUUCCUGGUUGGAGCUAGGGUUGCUUCCUUGUUGGUGCUAGAGUUGCUUCCUGGUUGGAGCUAGGGUUGCUUCCUGGUUGGAGCUAGGGUUGCUUCCUGGUUGGAGCUAGGGUUGCUUCCUGGUUGGAGAUAGGGUUGCUUCCUGGUUGGUGAUAGGGUUGCUUCCUGGUUGGAGCUAGGGUUGCUUCCUUGUUGGUGCUAGAGUUGCUUCCUGGUUGGAGCUAGGGUUGCUUCCUGGUUGGAGCUAGGGUUGCUUCCUGGUUGGAGCUAGGGUUGCUUCCUGGUUGGAGCUAGAGUUGCUUCCUGGUUGGAGCUAGGGUUGCUUCCUGGUUGCAAGAUUCUCGGAAUCAGAGGGUAAUAAGAAGGGAAUAUGGAAUUCUCCAACCAGGAUUUCUAUAAAACCUGUUGCUGGUUGCAUCCUAAAUUGCAACCUAUUUCCUAUGUAGUGCACUGCUUUUGACCAGGUCUAUCUAGGGAAUGGGGUGCCAUUUGGCAAACAGGCAGUGUCUGACCUUGAGAGAUUUAUUAAGUUAAUAAUCUGUUAUUUAUUUUGACCUUGUAGGUACAGCACUGGCUGCUGGGGGUAUUGACUCAGAGAGGAUACAGCACUGGCUGCUGGGGGUAUUGACUCAGGGAGGAUACAGCACUGGCUGCUGGGGGUAUUGACUCAGGGAGGAUACAGUACUGGCUGAUGGGGGUAUUGACUCAGGGAGGAUACAGUACUGGCUGCUGGGGGUAUUGACUCAGGGAGGAUACAGCACUGGCUGCUGGGGGUAUUGACUCAGGGAGGAUACACUACUGGCUGAUGGGGGUAUUGACUCAGGGAGGAUACAGUACUGGCUGAUGGGGGUAUUGACUCAGGGAGGAUACAGCACUGGCUGAUGGGGGUAUUGACUCAGGGAGGAUACUGUACUGGCUGAUGGGGGUAUUGACUCAGGGAGGAUACACUACUGGCUGAUGGGGGUAUUGACUCAGGGAGGAUACAGCACUGGCUGAUGGGGGUAUUGACUCAGGGAGGAUACAGUACUGGCUGAUGGGGGUAUUGACUCAGGGAGGAUACAGUACUGGCUGAUGGGGGUAUUGACUCAGGGAGGAUACACUACUGGCUGAUGGGGGUAUUGACUCAGGGAGGAUACAGCACUGGCUGGGGGUAUUGACUCAGGGAGGAUACAGUACUGGCUGAUGGGGGUAUUGACUCAGGGAGGAUACACUACUGGCUGAUGAGGGUAUUGACUCAGGGAGGAUACACUACUGGCUGAUGGGGGGUAUUGACUCAGGGAGGAUACAUGGAUACAGAUUGCUGUGAUUACUCCUGAUGUUUCCAACACUUCUGACAUCAUGUGAAGGGAUCAAGAGAGGAUGAAGAGGAGGAGGGGUGACAUGCACAUCCUACAGAUCACCGGUUCUUCACAAAAAGAAUACUCAGAUAAAGAAGUCAUCUAGAGACGAGCACCAUGAUGGAUUCUAUUCAGUCUACGCCUGAUGUCUUCACCACAGACAGUAUCUCGAGAGAACCAUACCAUGAGACCCAACAGUCACCAUCCAACUCAACCAUACCCGUCGAGCAUCACUACAGCUUCCACAAUACCCUACUAGGUGUCUUCCUGGGCUUCCUGUCCCUGCUCACCGUCGUCAUGAACAUCCUGGUACUCUACGCUGUGAAGAAGGAGCGGACCCUCCACACGGUGGGCAACCUCUACAUCGUCAGCCUCUCCGUGGCGGAUCUCAUCGUCGGGGCCACCGUCAUGCCCCUCAACCUGGUGUAUCUGCUGGAGGACGAGUGGAGGCUGGGGAGGGCCGUCUGUCAGUUCUGGCUCAUUAUGGAUUACGUAGCCAGCACAGCCUCCAUCUUUAGUCUGUUUGUACUAUGUCUGGAUCGGUAUCGGUCCGUUCACGAGCCGCUGAGGUACCUGAAGUACCGAACCAGAAGGAGAGCUAGCGUUAUGAUCUCAGGGGCCUGGUUGUUGUCUACGAUGUGGAUUAUUCCUAUUCUAGGGUGGAGGUCGUUUGCUACUGUCGAUCUUAAACCGGAAAUGGAAAAUAAGUGUGACACCGAUUUCCGGUUUGUUACGUGGUUUAAGGUUUUAACUUCCGUGUUUAACUUCCACCUUCCGUCUCUGUUGAUGCUGUGUUUCUACUCACGCAUCUACAUGGCUGUGAGGAAACACUUCAGAGAGAGGGAAAAGAUGAUCAAUCCUACAGACUCUACGGCGGGAAACCGUAUCGGACACAAAGUCCAAACAGGAAAUAGACCCUGCGGGUCUUCUAACGAGGACAAUAAGGGAAACGACUGUGACUUUGAUCAGUACACUUUAGACCAGCUGUACAACUCAACAGAUACGGCUGAAACCAACGCAUCCAGGGAACCCAAGUCUGAGAAAGACGCUCACUCCAGUCAUUCCCUGCUCAGAAUGACAAAACGUCUGAGGAAGACUGUAAAGGGCAAAAGAAAGAGCGGCUCUUCGUCUUUUCAGGAGAAUAAUUCGGACUCAGAGACCCCUUUGAACCUGUCAACGUUACCUCUCCGCUUCACCGACGACAACAACGUGCAGGGACUGUACGUAUCCGUGAGCGACACAGCCACGCCGCUAAACUCUGCGGCUGGCGUUUACGAGAUAACCCAGAUAGCUGACGUGCAGAGAUACACCACCAUGUUGUACAACGAUUUCACCCAGUCUCUGAAUUCACCCCCGUCACCAUGGCCCCAUAAUUCACCCCCGUCACCAUGGCCACAGGAAGACUCGGAGACCGAUGAUGGCGCUAACCCAGACGCUGCAGCCAACGCUGUGACCCUAAAGCAGACCUGGCAGAAGUUCUGUGCCCAGUCCAGGCAGCGUAUGCAGAGCCUUCAGGUCCAUAAGGAGCACAAAGCGGCCAAGCAGCUGGGCUGUAUUAUAGCUGGGUUCAUGAUGUGCUGGAUCCCAUACUUCAUAGUCUUUAUGGUCAUGGCUUUCUGCCAAACCUGUGUACAUCACGACCUACAUAUGUUCACGAUAUGGCUUGGGUAUAUAAACUCUACCUUGAACCCGUUCAUAUACCCCCUCUGCAAUGAGAAUUUCAAAAGGGUGUUCAAAAAGAUUUUACACAUUCAUUUGUGAUGAAAGGUUUUCUGAACAGUGUCUUGAUUGGCAGGUAGCCCUUUAAGUUAUGUUAUCGAUGUUGCUUUAAACUUCGGUGUGCUUGCAUGUUUUGAGUAACUUCAAUUUUGGUACCUUUAACUGUGUAUAGUUUUGUAAAUAUAAUGCUUAUUUAUUUUAGGCCUAAAUAUUUCUGUGUCAAACCCAAACAUCAUCCUUCUCACUCAACAAACUAUGCAUUCCAGUCUUCAUGGAGUCUUGUCUGACUUUUUAUUUUAGUCAUUCGUGUCUGUAAUUUCCAAUAAAAGUGUCUGAACUGGG